Molecule: messenger RNA, 775 nt
Organism: Emiliania huxleyi CCMP1516
Lineage: Eukaryota; Haptophyta; Isochrysidales; Noelaerhabdaceae
Exons: 1
Coding region: 31-555 (174 amino acids)
Source: RefSeq, a predicted model, not a curated record
UGUCGGCACUCAUCUCGCUGCGCGCUCGACAUGCUGGCGCUGUGCUCGACUGCGGUCGCCCUGUUGAUUCCAAGCGUGCCGCUGUGGUCGCCGCCAGGCUCUGCCAUCGCCACGCCUGGCUCCAGCAUCGGCAGGGUGAGCGUCCAGGCAGCAGACUCGAGCAUCUUUCCCAGCACGAUGAUCGCAGAGUCGGCCGCCAAGGCCAAGAUCGAGGCGGCGAAGGCGGCCACCGCCGCAAAGCUGGCCGAGAGCGGCACAAAGUCGCCCGAGCUCGCCGCCAAGGAGGUCAAGAUUGACGUGCCGAUGGGCGGAUCGAAGGACAAGGACUUCGACGCCGAGGCAAUGAAGAUCCGCGAGCAGUGGAUGGCGAUUCGCGACAAUGCGCCGGGAGGGACGCUGAGCAAGUCAAAGAGCGCCCAGGUCGCCCAGCUCAAGAUCAUGGAGCAGCAGGCGCGCGGCAAGGCACAGGCAGCCAAGGCGAGGGCGGCGGAGCAGGCCGCCGCCGCGGCAGACCGCUCUGGCCCGCUGGGGGAUUUCAAGCUCCCGUUCUCGUGAGGGGGCUGCAGCGCGGGGGAGAUGAACGGGAGGUCGUCGGCAGCGGCAGCACUCUCGCCUGACGGAUGCUACUUCGUUCACACGCGUGUAUCUAGCGAAUGUCGACCGGGCCCCGCGGCUAUACACAUCGCCCCCGGGCAUCGGCAUGUGACACGCGGUAUAGAUCGGUUCGGUGUCGGUUGUUCCUUCUUACUAGAAACUACGGCGCGGCCGCGCUUGU